Molecule: messenger RNA, 1402 nt
Organism: Morus notabilis
Lineage: Eukaryota; Viridiplantae; Streptophyta; Magnoliopsida; Rosales; Moraceae
Product: tetratricopeptide repeat protein 4 homolog
Exons: 8
Coding region: 65-1153 (362 amino acids)
Molecular function (GO): Hsp90 protein binding
Source: RefSeq, a predicted model, not a curated record
CAAGCCUAAAAAACUCUGAAGAAGAAAUUCGAAGGUCGAACUGCUCUACGCGCGCGGCAACGGAAUGGCGCUAUGGAUGGAAAAGGGCUCCGAACCCCUCACCGAUGCCGAGAAAGCCGACCUCGACGCCAUCGCCGCUCUCAAAGAGUCCGCCGCCUUUGAACUCAAGGAAAAGGGCAAUCAGUACGUGAAGAUGGGCAAAAAGCAUUACUCAGAUGCCAUAGACUGCUACACGAGAGCCAUCGAUCAGAAAGUUCUGAGUGAUUCCGAGACUUCUCUCCUCUUUUCCAAUAGAGCUCAUGUCAAUCUUCUUCUCGGCAAUUACAGGCGUGCUCUUACCGACUCCGAGGAGGCCCUUAACCUCUCUCCCACUAAUAUCAAGGCGUUUUAUAGAGCUGCGAAAGCGUCGUUGUCGUUGAAUUUGCUGUCGGAGGCGAAAUCCCAUUGCGAAAACGGAAUUAAGCAGGACCCAGAUAACCAAGAACUGAAGAAACUCUUAAGCCAGAUUGAUUCUCUCAAGUUGGAACAAGAACAACGUCAGGCUCAAGUUUCCAUGGCCAUUUCCGAGGCUAAGAAUCUUCUUUCUGCGAUGGAAUCAAGAGGAUAUAAGAUUGGGAAGGCGAUGUUUAGAGAACUUGUUGGGUUGAGAAAGCCAGUGUUGGAUAAGAGUAACAUUCUUCACUGGCCGGUUCUUCUCCUUUAUGCCGAGGUUAUGUCCAGCGACUUCAUUGAGGAUUUCUGCGAGACAGACAUGUUUUCGGCUCAUCUCGAUAUGAUGUUUUCAGAAAGUUCUCCACCCUUGCCCUGGGAUACAGAAAACAACUACAAUUGCAAAGAUGUUGAAAUAUACUACGAGCCUGCUUCAGGAGCUUGUCUACCAAAGAAAAAAAUUCUUCACUAUUUCCUUGAAGGUACCGCAGCCUCUAAUGUGGAAGACAUUGGCAAUGAGGAAAAGGACGCAGUUCGGAAUUCCAAUCACUUACGCCCUUCAGGCUCUGCCAAAUGGGUCAAAGUAAACGAAAAAAGAACGCUUCAUGAUGUGCUAAAAGAACCUAACUUCAUUAUUCAAGGAAUCCCAGUCUUUUAUGUUGUUUCUAAAAAGUCCGACUUCUAUAAAAAGUUCAAAGCUGGUCUAUGGGCUCCUCCGUCAUGAGUAGGCUGCAAAUAUUCCGACACUGCCUUUUGCUUGCUUUGGUUCACUCUUGAAGACGAGGAAAUGGUCGUCAUAUGUUGAUACAAGUAUGAUUUAAAAGGGUCCUAAGUGUCUAUUGAAUCAUUGCUCUUGUAGGAUGUGUUGAUCUUGACUUAAAAAUGCUUGAAUCAAAAUGAUCAAGAUCCCGAGUGAGAAAUAUUUAUUUUGUUCGAGUUGUAGUGUUGUUUAGACUAUUAUUCACAAAGUUUU